Leptinotarsa decemlineata (Colorado potato beetle) is the source of this 955-nucleotide messenger RNA. RefSeq names its product mitochondrial ribosomal protein L10 (gene mRpL10). The record is from RefSeq and is a predicted model, not a curated record. NCBI's taxonomy places the organism in Eukaryota, Metazoa, Arthropoda, Insecta, Coleoptera, Chrysomelidae.
CGUGACAUGACGGAUGACGGCGUAAAACUUUUGAGGUUGUAAAACUUACAUAACCUAAAAGUGUUUAAUAUAAAUAUUCUUCUAAUAUAUUCAAUAUUUGAUAUAUACGAUUUUUUAUCAAAUUCUAUCAGUCUAUUCAGAAAUGGCUCUAGUCCCAAAGCGAGCACUGCUAGAAAGAAUUUACCCACUAAUACAAGUGAAAAGAUUCAGAGGAAAAAUAAACGUUACUAAACCAAAACCACCACAUUUCGUUAAAGCAUCGUACUUAGCGCUAACAAAACCUUGGUUCAUCAAUCCAAAUAAAGAUAAAAAACCUAUGGAACUAUGCAGGGGAUUUGAUGAAAAACUAUUCAAAGACGAUAAUGAUAAUCCUUUUCAACGAAUUAUAGCUCAAGAGUUGUACAGAUGGAUUUCAACUUCACGAUUAGUAGUUUUUUAUCACCAUAAUCCCAUGAACGCCGAAGAAGAAUUCAAGGCAUUUGCCAUGUUCAAAAAGCAAAAUAUGCACUUCAAAAAAUAUGGUAAAAAAACGUUACAGAUGGCUGUCGAAGGAACUCCAUAUGAAACUAUUUUGGACUUUUAUUGUUCACAGAAUAUGACAGUUUUCAGUCCAGAACCUGAAAUCGUGAAAAUGUUGAAUAUAACCAAGAAGUUUCGUCAGCUAGUUUUGUUAGCUGGAAUACUUGAUGGAAAAUUCGUCAGCAAAGAUGACCUUAUUAAAUACAGUGCUAUUCCAAAUCUUCAAACUGCCCAAGUAGGACUUGUUCAAACUCUCAAUAGUGCAGCGAGUCGACUGGUUGGCCAAUUAAGUAGUCCUCAAGGCUCUUUAGUUUCGAACCUUGAAGAAAGAGCUAAACAACUACAGCUUGAUAACAAACGAUAAUUUAUUGAUAAUAAAUCCAUAGAAUAAAUGUGGUUAUGAUUUUCCUUUUUUAUUAGAUUUUGUUUUCUGUGA